UCACCGUAUUGACCAGUAGCUUUCACUAGUUUAAAGCAACAUCCUUUUCCUUUAUACUAUCAAUCUUGAAGACCUAAACAACAUAUGCAACCGAAUUUGUGUAAAAAUUACAACUAAAUAAAAGACGUACGAAAAAGUAAACAAGCAGCUAUAAUGAAAAUUGUUAAUAUUCUAUUUCACGUUUUUUAAAUUGAUUAUUCAUUAUGCCGAAGCUAUUGUUUCUUAUUUAACGAUAAGCUAAAUACCAUGAAAUUACAUUUCUGCGUUCAGUAGUGAAAAAAAAGGUAAUGCUAAACAGAAAUCUCGCAAUUCAAUAAGUAUUUCCUAAAUAAUUUCCUUGUUUUACUGAAUGAAAUGUAAAAAAGAAAUUGAAUUCCUAAGGUCAAUGAAGUUGACAUUCAUGGACGAUAUCCUAAAGCUAGACGAUCAAUGAGAACAACUAACCCUCUCCAAGCGUUGGUGGUGAAGAACAUGAAACCCGAAGAAUAGAAUGAUUCAGAACUUAUGGUAAAUUGUUAUAUUAUAUUCUUUUAAUUUUGUCUCUAUAUUGGUUUGCGUUUUAGAAAUAUCAUUACCUUGUUGCAUAAGUGAAAGUGUUUGGUCUUAGAAUGUCGUUUCGGUUGCUUCCCAAACGAAAAUAUGAUGAUGUGAAAGCAGGGAAUUUCAUAAAUCCAGGAAGAGUUCCUUUAGCUAAAAGCAGUAGAAGGGAUAAACCUCAAACUUCUUCGUACUUGAUAAAUCAAGACUUGAUGGAUAAAGCGUUGGAAGCUAGUAAUUUGAGACAGCAAUAUAACCCAAAUUUGACCAUCGUUGAAAUGGCGCCUGGAGCAGGUGUUAUGUCUACAUCUUUGUAUAAUUACUUCCAACCGAAAAACCAUAUUCUCCUCGAAUCUAGAGAUACAUUUUUUGAUCCUUUACGAAAACUAUCUAGUCAAACAAAUGGAAGGAUGCAAUUGAUAGAAAAGGAAGGAUUUAAGUGGAACACAUACUCUGAGCUCAUUGAAUCCCGUAUUCUACAGGUUACUCGGCAAUCAGAAGCAGAACAGGCUGUUUCUACACAUCGAGAACUGCUUUUUGCUGCUCAUAUUCCUAUUCAAUAUUACGGACUCUUGUUUACUUCUCAAGUUGUAGAGUACCUUGCAAGCCGAGAUUGGCUUGGUUAUUAUGGAAGAGUCCGAGUGCUUUUAUGGCUUCCACGCUCUCCGGCGAUAACCAUUCUAACCUCUCGAGGAUUUCGGAAUAGAUCAAUGACGGCUGUGCGCCGUGAAGCAUUUAUAGAUACCAGAGUGAUUGUAGGAAGUCAGUCUAUUCAUGAUGGAUUAAUGAAACGGUGCUCUUCCAAAUCGAAAUAUUCCCAUGAUGUUCCCAAGCCAUUAAUUCAACCUCCUGAUGAUUUAGAAUUUAUGGAGCCUCUUCAUGAUGGACAUAUUUUAGUGGAGCUUACUUCUAAACCCCUUGACAAUAGUCUUUCAUUAUCUUUAUUUACACAAGUGAUCAAAAGCCUAUUAUACACAUCUAGAGGAAAACUAAAAGAUUCCCUUGAACGUCUUGGUGCUGGCGCUACGAAUUUGAUUCCUGCAAUUCAAGAUGCUGGUGUUGACGUGGAACUACCCAGUUUUUGUUUAUCUGCUGAAGAUUUCAAAACAAUCACUCGCAUAUAUGAGAAGUGGCCGUUACGAGAUCCUCUUAAAAAUGAUGAGUUCUAAAAAUAAUGCCCAUGUUAAUCUCGUUCCAAUAAUGUCAUCUUUCGUUAUUGUAUACCUAAAAAUUUGAUACCUUAACUCUUAUUUUAUAAUUUAAUUUUUUCAAAAGUCAUA
Molecule: messenger RNA, 1817 nt
Organism: Schizosaccharomyces octosporus yFS286
Lineage: Eukaryota; Fungi; Ascomycota; Schizosaccharomycetes; Schizosaccharomycetales; Schizosaccharomycetaceae
Product: RNA polymerase specificity factor
Exons: 1
Coding region: 609-1706 (365 amino acids)
Biological process (GO): transcription initiation at mitochondrial promoter
Cellular component (GO): mitochondrial DNA-directed RNA polymerase complex; mitochondrial matrix
Molecular function (GO): mitochondrial transcription factor activity
Source: RefSeq, a predicted model, not a curated record